UCCAAAAUUCCUUCCGUCUCCCCGUUCGUCCCGGCGCUGGCGGCCCAGCCCAACCCCUCUCGCUGGUCGCUGCUCCGGCUAGCUAGCUCCCAGCGGCGGAGGGAAGCGAUUGGCGGAGGCCAGGGUUCCCGCGGGGGGCGAGGGCGCGAUGCCGCGGCGCGGGCGCGUGGAGCUGCGGCGGAUCGAGGACCGCGUCAGCCGGCAGGUGCGCUUCUCCAAGCGCCGCGCGGGGCUCUUCAAGAAGGCCUUCGAGCUCUCGCUCCUCUGCGACGCCGAGGUCGCGCUCAUCGUCUUCUCCCCCGCCGGCAAGCUCUACGAGUACGCCUCAGCCAGCAUAGAAGAUACGUACGACCGCUAUCAGCAAUUCGCCGGAGCAGCAGGAGACGAGAACGGGGAUCGAAAUGGAAACGAUCCAAAGAUCUCGAACAAGGAUGAAGCUUCAGAUUUGCAGUCGACGCUUAGAGAGAUUGUAACCUGGUGUCUCCAGAGCAAUCCUGACGAAUCAGAUGCCAAUGAGCUAGAGAAGUUGGAAAAUCUUUUGAAAAAUGCUUUGAGGGAUACGAGAUCCAAGAAGAUGCAGCUUCUGGCGAAACAAAACAGUGGAGAGGGAACAAGCGGUCAAGGCUGCAAUGUUGUAGCUAUAAAGCAGGAGCAAGGAACAGCGUGAGCACGGAAUUGACCUGUGUGCAGCUCGCGAAUGAAACAGAACAUUUUGUUCAGCUAGCUUGGAUAUGCCAACUUGCAGUAUCCCUUUCAUUCAUUAAUGGCACAACAGUUUGGUGCUGGCGUGCCGUAGCCGAUCAGAUUGAAUAACCAUGUGUUUAGUUUAGGUUGGAGGUGGGUUGGGUCCAUCUCUAUUUUUUUUUUUUUGGAAUCAACCCAUGCGAUGUUUGGUUAGAGGGUUAAUCCAGCACAAUUUUAUGUUUGGCUAUAGAGAUUGAGAGGGUUGAGAUGGAUGACAAUUUGAUUUGCCAAUUUCACACCUUUAGACAUUCAUUUG
Molecule: messenger RNA, 1000 nt
Organism: Panicum hallii
Lineage: Eukaryota; Viridiplantae; Streptophyta; Magnoliopsida; Poales; Poaceae
Product: MADS-box transcription factor 51-like
Exons: 6
Coding region: 149-667 (172 amino acids)
Biological process (GO): positive regulation of transcription by RNA polymerase II
Molecular function (GO): protein dimerization activity; DNA-binding transcription factor activity, RNA polymerase II-specific; RNA polymerase II cis-regulatory region sequence-specific DNA binding
Source: RefSeq, a predicted model, not a curated record